Molecule: messenger RNA, 498 nt
Organism: Trametes versicolor FP-101664 SS1
Lineage: Eukaryota; Fungi; Basidiomycota; Agaricomycetes; Polyporales; Polyporaceae
Exons: 1
Coding region: 42-392 (116 amino acids)
Source: RefSeq, a predicted model, not a curated record
UUGUCCGCGAUAUGUUACAGAUUUAGCCUUCUGUGCAUCAAAUGUCCUGCUCGACAGGGAAGGGAUCUUGUUUGACUGGACUCACAUGUGCAACAGUCACGGGUCGCCCAGCGGCCCGGGGCCUGCACACUCGGCGUACCUUCGAUACCUCUUCUAUCAGCCAUCCCUUCCGUAUAAACAACCUCGGGAUCCUAUGGGGCCCCCUUCUUACGGAUAAACACAGCGACGCUGGCUCCGACGCUACUCCAACAAGAUCAACCUCUGCCACUCAUGACCAGCUUAAUGCUUCUCGGUACCGCCAAAAUGCCGCCGUCCAUGUGCAAACACCGUCUUUCGCGAUCAUAUGGUCUUUGCAAACAGUGGAGGCUCCAGGCACGCGAAUGGCAGAGUGAAGGACUAGCAUAUACGAGCAGGCUAUAUAAACCCCGUCUCUCCGCUCCGUAGACGACCGCGGCACCGAUGCAGUGGUUUGACAUGGCACAGCUCCGCCGCAAACCC